Messenger RNA from Paramecium tetraurelia, 630 nucleotides. RefSeq lists its product as uncharacterized. Gene Ontology annotation, cellular component: endosome; Golgi apparatus. Gene Ontology annotation, molecular function: GTPase activity; GTP binding. The record is from RefSeq and is a predicted model, not a curated record. NCBI's taxonomy places the organism in Eukaryota, Ciliophora, Oligohymenophorea, Peniculida, Parameciidae. The transcript is spliced from 2 exons.
AUGAACGAAACACUCAAACUAGUUCUAGUGGGAUAGUAAGGGGCAGGAAAAACAAGUCUUUUGCAAUCUCAUAGAUAGCAAGAGUUCCGAGCUCAUAAUGCAGCAACGGUUGCUGUUGACUAUUCUACAGUGAAAAAUGUGGAAGUGAAUGGUCAACUUUUUGAUAUCUCGAUAUGGGACACUGCUGGUUAGGAGAGAUUUAGAUCUAUUACUAGGAUGUCUUUAUAAAAUACUAAUGUAGCUAUUCUUUGUUUCGAUUUGAGUGAUCCUGAUUCAUACAGACACACUUAAGGUUGGUUAGAUUUUCUACAAGUUAAUUGCAGUCCUGAUAUGGGAAUUAUAAUAGUUGGAACCAAGAUGGACCUCCCAACCUUUUAUGUUAAGGAAGAUCUGUAAAAAUAUCUCCUAACUUUAAAUUCAUAAAAGUAGUUAAAGUUAUUUCUAACUUCAGCUAAGACGAGCGAAGGCAUUGCAGAAACCUUCUAAUAUGCUUAUGAAUAGGGAGCAAAGAUAAAAAUGAAAGCUUUACAAAUCGAUAAAUCGAUUUUGCUCGUUCCACCCAACAAAUAAAGUAUUCAGAAAACUCAAUCAUAUCGUAAAAAAUAUUUUCAGGGUUGUUAUUGUUGUUGA